Molecule: messenger RNA, 5761 nt
Organism: Hyla sarda
Lineage: Eukaryota; Metazoa; Chordata; Amphibia; Anura; Hylidae
Gene: ATP2B1
Product: ATPase plasma membrane Ca2+ transporting 1
Exons: 22
Coding region: 877-4674 (1265 amino acids)
Biological process (GO): regulation of cytosolic calcium ion concentration; calcium ion transmembrane transport
Cellular component (GO): intracellular membrane-bounded organelle; membrane
Molecular function (GO): P-type calcium transporter activity; ATP hydrolysis activity; ATP binding
Source: RefSeq, a predicted model, not a curated record
ACCAGUUACUGGCACCCUGUUAGACUAUGUUCACACAGCAGAAUUUCUGCACGGAUACUGCAUGAAUUUAUAGCCAAGUCACUGCAAUGAGAUUCCAGCAGCGAAAAGUCUGCUGUGUGAAUUGGACAGCGGAAUCCCAUUGCAGGGUAUUGGCUAUGAAUUCUGACGUGUAAACAUAACCUUAGAGAGGAAUAAGUGAUCUAAUAAAGAGUCACGCGAAAUCCAGUUUCACUUUAAAACCGUUGUUUCCGGCACCAUAAAGAGCUGAAUAUCACCGGGAUACCACCCGUGUCUAUAAGUACAUGACAGCCGUAGUGUCCGCCACCCAGCUUUACUGGGAAGCCGCGGGGUCUCUAGAACAGCUGAGCUAACGCCGUCCACAUAAGACAACGUGUCAGUCACAUAACCGGCUGGGCCGCGUACUGUCACCAGCUCCCCGCACUCGUCCAGGUCCACUCACAGAGAUACAAUGUACAAGGCAACGUCAUGGAAAGAACUACGUCACGACCAAUUAGCAAGCGGGAAAUGACUUGUGGGCGUGUCCAUGAGCAAGGAGAGAGGAGGGGGGAGCGCGGGCCCACUUGCAGUGCCUGCUCCGAGCGGAGGCGCUGAGGACGAGACGUCACAGCCCGUGCAUUUUGGAUAUCGUUACAUGAAAUGAUGCAAUGAUGCAGACGUUUACAAUGGAGCAGUAUUCAAGACCUACUUGUGGAAGUCCCCUUUGAGGUUUUUUUUGAAUAUUCUUUUAACAUGAACUUGGUAUAGAUUUGGUACCAAGGAUUGUUUCAUCCGAUUGGCAGAAGAUAUUAGUACCCUGCUGGAUUUCCUGAACCAGUCUUUUCAUUUGACUACUCCAAAGGAUUGUCUGUGGCAAAAAUGGCGAACAAUUCAGUUGCAUAUAGUGGAGUAAAAAACUCCAUAAAUGAAACAAGUUAUCCUGUUGAUUUUGGGAUCACACUCGAUGAGCUUCGUGCUCUUAUGGAAUUGAGAUCAACAGAUGCAUUACAGAAAAUACAAGAUUGCUAUGGAGAUGUCUAUGGUAUUUGUAGUAGGUUAAAAACCUCACCGCAUGAAGGUUUAAGUGGAAAUCCGGCAGACCUUGAAUGGAGGCAAGAAGUAUUUGGAAAGAAUCUUAUACCUCCUAAAAAGCCAAAAACAUUUCUUCAGUUAGUAUGGGAAGCACUACAGGAUGUAACGUUAAUUAUAUUAGAAAUCGCAGCCGUAAUAUCUCUAGGCCUUUCUUUUUACCGUCCCCCUGGUGGAGAUAAUGAAUUGUGUGGGGCAGCAACUGGUGCUGUAGAGGAGGAGGAAGGUGAAGCAGGUUGGAUAGAAGGAGCUGCUAUUCUUUUGUCCGUUGUAUGUGUGGUGUUGGUAACUGCUUUCAAUGACUGGAGUAAAGAAAAGCAGUUCAGAGGGCUGCAAAACCGCAUUGAGCAAGAGCAGAAAUUCACAGUGGUACGUGGAAGUCAGGUGAUCCAAAUUCCGGUGGCUGAUAUCGUUGUUGGAGACAUUGCACAAAUUAAAUAUGGAGAUCUUUUGCCGGCUGAUGGAGUUCUUAUUCAGGGGAAUGAUCUUAAAAUUGAUGAGAGUUCAUUAACUGGAGAAUCUGAUCAUGUUAAGAAAACUCUGGAGAAAGACCCUCUUCUGCUUUCUGGUACACAUGUUAUGGAAGGGUCUGGAAAAAUGGUCGUCACUGCAAUUGGAGUGAAUUCUCAAACUGGAAUUAUAUUCACUUUACUUGGAGCUGGAGAAAAUGAAGAAGAGAAAGAGAAGAAGGAAAAGAAAAGCAAAAAACAAGAUGGCACUAUUGAAAAUCGUAACAAAGCAAAGGCUCAAGAUGGUGCAGCUAUGGAAAUGCAGCCCCUUAAAAGUGAGGAUGGUAUCGAUGGAGAAGACAAAAAGAAAUCAAAUUUGCCAAAAAAAGAAAAAUCUGUUCUGCAAGGAAAACUUACUAAACUGGCUGUUCAGAUUGGCAAAGCAGGCUUGGUGAUGUCUGCAAUAACCGUUAUAAUCCUUGUUCUAUACUUUGUGAUUGACAAUUUCUGGGUUCAGAACCGCCCCUGGUUGGCUGAGUGUACACCAAUUUAUGUCCAGUAUUUUGUAAAGUUUUUCAUCAUUGGAGUGACAGUUUUGGUUGUUGCUGUACCAGAAGGUCUUCCACUUGCAGUAACCAUUUCACUGGCCUACUCUGUUAAGAAAAUGAUGAAAGAUAAUAACUUGGUUAGGCAUCUGGAUGCUUGUGAAACCAUGGGAAACGCUACUGCAAUCUGUUCAGAUAAAACUGGAACGUUAACUAUGAACAGAAUGACUGUUGUCCAGGCUUUCAUGAAUGAAAAACAUUACAGAAAGAUUCCUGAUGCAGAGUCCAUCCCUGAGAAUGUGCUGAACCUCCUUGUAAAUGGAAUUUCUGUCAACUGUGCUUACACAUCAAAAAUCUUGCCUCCAGAAAAAGAAGGUGGCCUACCACGCCAUGUCGGGAACAAAACUGAAUGUGCCUUGCUGGGAUUUCUUUUGGAUCUAAAACGGGAUUAUCAAGAUGUCAGAAAUGAGAUCCCUGAGGAAACCUUAUUUAAAGUGUACACUUUUAAUUCUGUGAGAAAAUCUAUGAGCACAGUGUUAAAAAACAAUGAUGGCAGUUACCGAAUGUUCAGUAAGGGUGCCUCUGAGAUUCUCCUCAAAAAGUGCUUCAAAAUUAUCAGUGCAGAUGGUGAAGCCAAAGUCUUCAGACCAAGGGAUAGAGAUGAUAUGGCUAAAAGAGUGAUUGAGCCAAUGGCAUCCGAAGGCCUAAGAACAAUAUGUUUGGCUUAUAGAGAUUUCCCUGCGGGUGAACCUGAGCCUGAAUGGGAAAACGAAAAUGAUAUUUUGAGUGGACUUACCUGUAUUGCUGUUGUAGGGAUUGAAGACCCUGUCAGGCCAGAGGUACCAGACGCUAUAAGAAAAUGCCAGCGUGCCGGUAUUACAGUACGUAUGGUUACAGGGGACAACAUCAACACGGCCCGUGCAAUUGCUACAAAAUGUGGAAUUCUUAACCCUGGAGAAGAUUUCUUGUGUGUAGAAGGAAAAGAAUUCAAUAGGCGAAUACGGAAUGAAAAAGGAGAAAUUGAGCAAGAACGAAUAGACAAAAUUUGGCCUAAGCUUCGUGUACUUGCUAGAUCGUCUCCAACGGACAAACAUACAUUAGUGAAAGGUAUAAUUGACAGCACGGUCUGUGAGCAAAGGCAAGUGGUAGCAGUUACUGGGGAUGGGACCAAUGAUGGGCCUGCGCUAAAGAAAGCAGACGUUGGCUUUGCUAUGGGUAUUGCUGGAACAGAUGUUGCAAAAGAAGCGUCUGAUAUUAUUCUCACAGAUGACAACUUCAGCAGCAUUGUAAAAGCAGUGAUGUGGGGAAGAAACGUGUAUGACAGUAUUUCAAAAUUCCUCCAGUUCCAGCUUACCGUCAAUGUAGUGGCUGUCAUUGUAGCUUUUACCGGAGCGUGUAUCACACAAGACUCUCCACUUAAAGCUGUGCAGAUGUUGUGGGUUAACCUUAUUAUGGACACUUUUGCAUCGCUUGCUCUGGCAACUGAGCCACCAACAGAAUCUCUAUUGUUGAGAAAACCCUAUGGAAGAAAUAAACCUCUCAUAUCCCGUACAAUGAUGAAAAACAUUUUAGGCCAUGCUGUUUACCAGUUAGUUGUGGUCUUCACUCUAUUAUUUGUAGGGGAAAAACUAUUUGAUAUUGACAGUGGGCGAAAUGCGCCUCUCCACGCACCUCCAUCCCAACAUUAUACUAUUGUGUUUAACACAUUCGUAAUGAUGCAGCUAUUUAAUGAAAUUAAUGCACGAAAGAUUCAUGGUGAAAGGAAUGUAUUUGAGGGGAUAUUUAACAAUAUGAUCUUCUGCAGCAUCGUAUUAGGUACUUUUAUAAUACAGAUCGUAAUUGUGCAGUUUGGUGGAAAACCUUUUAGUUGUACAGAACUGACAGUAGAUCAGUGGUUGUGGUCAGUUUUCCUGGGUAUGGGAACAUUGCUAUGGGGCCAGCUGGUAACAACAAUACCAACCAGUCGUUUAAAGUUCCUUAAGGAAGCAGGUCAUGGGACACAUAAGGAUGAGAUUCCAGAGGAGGAGCUUGCUGAGGAUGCAGAAGAGAUUGACCAUGCAGAAAGAGAGCUACGACGUGGUCAGAUCUUAUGGUUUAGGGGCUUGAACAGAAUCCAAACCCAGAUGGGAUGGUCCUUUCUCUUGUUCUCUCUCUCUCUUGCUGAGCAAGCUGUCACAAUCUCUGAUUCCUUGCAGAUGGAUGUAGUGAAUGCUUUCCAAAGUGGAAGUUCCAUUCAGGGGGCUUUAAGGCGGCAACCCUCCAUCGCCAGCCAGCAUCAUGAUAUUCGAGUGGUGAAUGCAUUUCGUAGUUCUCUGUAUGAAGGACUGGAAAAACCUGAGUCACGAAGUUCAAUCCACAAUUUCAUGACACACCCGGAGUUUAGAAUAGAAGACUCUGAGCCUCAUAUUCCGCUCAUUGAUGACACAGAUGCUGAAGAUGAUGCUCCCACAAAACGUCACUCUACUCCACCACCCUCUCCAAAUAAAAAUAACAAUGCGGUCGAUAGUGGAAUACAUCUUACAAUAGAACCGAACAAGUCAGCUACCUCUUCAUCCCCAGGCAGUCCACUACAUAGUCUGGAGACUUCACUCUGAUUGUAAGAUGAAUGUUAAGAUUCUAGCUGAUUUGCAAAGAACACUGGGUCCUUUUCACACAUUGUGACAGGCAGGUGAACGAGCCUGCCUUAUGGACUUCAAAUGAAGAUACACUUGUAUGAAUGUAGAUUUAUUUUUUUAAAAACAAUGCUUUCUGCCAGACUGAGGGUGCUUUUCUCGGGAAGGAAAGGGAUGGGCUUAUUGGGAUGACCUCUGACCGAUAAAUCGUAACCCAGCAAAAGUGACCUGCAGAACAUCAGUUACACUAAACAAUCAUUGGCCUGGACAGUGUGUUAGCAAUGCUCUAGUUUAUAUUGAUCCUCAAUAUUAUUAUUAUUUCUGGGGCCCUGGGAUGUUCAUUUGAUUAUUUAUGUUAUAAAUGAUACAGAUCUGUUUACAAGGUUUAUAGAUAUUUUGUUCCUGUUCAUAGAAGGGAAGUUUCCUUUAUAUAUGAUGAAAAAAUGUCCUUUAAACACUGCUGUAUUUUCGAUAAAAAGGGGUGUUUCUAUUGAAAUUGUUCUAAAUUCUUGCCUGCAAUGUACUUGUUGAAUAUUGUAGAUAAAAUUAAUAGCCAAAAAGAAAACAAAAAAAUAACACUAACGCUUAAGUUAAGUGAGCGGCAGUGUUAUGCUGAAGUAUGGCCUCUCUCCUUAGUUUGUAAAAGAAAACACAAUUCUUAUUGGUUUUCAAAUUUUUUUUUUGAUGUUGGAAAAAAAAUGAUUAACUUUUUUUUGUUCCAAAGUAAAAUGGAAUUUGUGAAAUGCAGGACAUCGAUGUGUGACGGUUCUUGCUUGAAAUCCUUUUUGCUAUCGCCGUCAAAAUAUAUAAAAAAAAUCAAAAUACAUCAAAAAUUAGUCUUCUUAAUUAUUUUUUUUUGUUUGUCUAAACAUGUUAGUUUUAGAACUGUCUUGGUGAACUGUGAGUGGAACCGUGUUGAUUUUCUAAUCUUUAGAUGACCUUCAUACAGCUUGAGGGGCUGUUGGCAUUUUGGAAAAAAAUACUACUAGGUAGUAGUAAAGUCAUACAUGUUUUCCUUUUUGUUUUUGAAACUUGUUUGUAAACACAAUAAACAUACCCUUUUAUUAAA